AUGAGUUCCCGUUGUGGUAGAUUGAAUUGGUCGAAUAUAGAAGUACAUAUUUCGGAUAAAGCAAUUGAAAAACAACAUCAAUUUACUGCAUCUGCUUCUCCCUUAUCAACCAAUACGGUAUCGGCGGAUGAUGAACAAGAGACAAGUUUACCAGCUGCAACCAAAUCAGCGUGGAAACCUAAAACUGGCGUUGGUGAAAUGCGUAUGGAAGAAUUCGUUGGUAAUUUUAUGUUGACAAAUGCUGAAGAAGUAGCUAUUGAUCGAAAAUAUAAAAAGCAGGCGACGCGAGUUGAAUAUUCUAAAGUUUCGUCUAUUCCUAAACCAGUGCGCAUAUCAAAUCGUUUGCAAUCUAUUCGAGAUACGCCGUUAUCAAUACGUAUCACCAAUCUAUUUGUUGGCCAACAUCUUUUAAACGUUUUUGUCUGUCAUGUUGAAUCGUGUUCAAAUAUAUACAUCAUGUUUGGUGAUGAUUACAAUCGAGCAACGAAAUUAUUCCAAGAAAUGAAUGCCUGUGAGGAAUUGAUUCGACCGCUAAAUACGAAUUUUGAAACGAAAGAAAAAGAUCUUGUUGCUUUACGUCAUGAAAAUAAUUGGUUUCGUGGCUGCUGUUUAAACUCUACUAGUACACAUGUCGAUGUUUUCUGUAUUGAUUCAGGUGCGACAAUCACCUGUUCAAAAAAUGGUAAACUUCUAUAUAAAGAUCGAUAUGAAGCAAUUGUUACACGAAUUGAUGCAUCGAAUCGUCCAACAAUUGUCUUGUAUUAUGAGAAUGAAAAUGUCAAUGAUCAAUUACUUGCAAUGCUCAACAUAGUCUAA
Adineta ricciae is the source of this 816-nucleotide messenger RNA. Lineage: Eukaryota; Metazoa; Rotifera; Eurotatoria; Adinetida; Adinetidae. The record is from the annotation of a GenBank genome assembly.